Molecule: messenger RNA, 6261 nt
Organism: Aureococcus anophagefferens
Lineage: Eukaryota; Pelagophyceae; Pelagomonadales; Pelagomonadaceae
Exons: 12
Coding region: 1-6261 (2086 amino acids)
Biological process (GO): carbohydrate metabolic process
Cellular component (GO): membrane
Molecular function (GO): sulfotransferase activity
Source: RefSeq, a predicted model, not a curated record
AUGUCCCCCGUCGCGCUGCUCCUGCUGCCCGCCCUCUUCGGCUCCGCCGCGGGCCACGCCAUGAUGACCGUGCCGCCCGGGCGCCAGUUCGUCCACGGCGUGUCCAUCGACCCCAAGGUGCCCGGCGACGACGGCUACUCGACGCUCCUUGCGAGCCCGCGCGCCGCGGCGGCCUGGACCGACUCCGCGUCGCUCAACGCGGGCAUCGGCGGCGGCGCCGGGGGCAAGGCCGUCGCGAAGGCGCGCGGCCACGGCCUCUGCGGCGACGACGGCGGCCGCGCGCUCUUCUCGUCGCCGGGCUCGGCCUACGGCGCGGCCGCGCCGACGGCCACCUGGACCGAGGGCGCCACCGUCGACAUCGAGGUUGUGGUGACGGCGCACCACCUCGGCUGGUUCGAGUUCCGCCUCUGCGCCGAGGACCCCGCUGCGUCGGAGCUCACGCAGGCGUGCCUCAACGAGCACGUGCUCAAGUUCGACGCGGCCCACGCCCGCGCGCUCUACGACGAGGAACACUUUGCCCAGGGCGUCAUCAUCCCCGUCGGCGCGCCCGAGCGCGCGGACGCGACGGACUACCUCGGCGACGCGACGAAGUACCGCAACGCGCUCGCCGAGCUGGACGCGGCCGGCGCGUCGUUCGCCGGCGUCGUCGACGGGACCUGCUGCACCAACGGCGGGUCCUGCUCGCCGGAGGACGCGAACGAGGACCGCUUCAUGGUGCCCGACUUUGGCCGCGAGGAGACGUACGCGUUGCGCUACGUCCUGCCGGCGGGCGUGACCUGCGACCACUGCACGCUCCAGUUCACCUACGUGACGGGCAACUCGGUCGACAACUACCCCGAGGCGUUCUGGAAUUGCGCGGACGUCGCCAUCGUCGCCGACGGCGCGCCGACGGCCGCGCCCCAGGCCGUCGUCGCGCCGGCGCCCACGGACUCUGCUUCCGAGCCGCCGACCGGCGACCCGCGGAGCCGCUGCUGCUGGUGGACGGUCGACGACCCCCUGGGCGACCAGUGCGCGUCGUGCGACUCCGCGCUCGAGGCGUCGUGCGCCGCGUCCCGGAGCAAGUGCGAGGGCGAGUGCGGCGGCACGUACUGCCCCUACGACGCGUCGUGGACGCCCGCGCCGUCCGCCGCCGCCGCGUCCGCGGGCUGCCGCUGCGGGGCGAUCUCGGCGCUCGACAGCGACGCGUGGUGCGAGGGCGUCGCCUGCGACGCGGCCUACGCGGACUUUUGCGCGCUCUGCUGCCCGGACUCGGACCCGGCCCCCGCGCCGACGGCGUCCGGCGAGCCGGGAUGCGUCGACAGCACGUCGUGGUACUACAAGAAGAGCAAGAACACGUGCGAGAAGUACGUGAAAGCCGAGGACGCCUGUCUCAGCACGUGCGGUGAUUGCUACGACGCGCCCGUCCCGGCGCCGACCGCGGCCGAGUGCGCCGAUAGCACGUCCUGGUACUGGAAGAAAAGCAAGAACACGUGCGAAGGCUACGUCACGAAGAAGGCGAAGAAUUGCAAGAAGGCGGACGACGACGGUGUCGAGGCGACCCGCGCCUGCUUGAUGACGUGCAACCAAUGCGACGUCGAGGACGCGCCGGCGCCCGCGCCGACGGCGUCGCAGUGCGCCGACAGCACGUCCUGGUACUACAAGAAGGCCAAGAACUCCUGCGAGCGCUGCGCGGCGCGCUACGUCACGAAGAAGAGCAAGAAUUGCAAGAAGAAGGACGAGUUCAAAGCGGACGCCGGCGUGAAAGCCGACGACGCCUGCUUGCGAACCUGCGGCGGCUGCGACGGGGACGCGCUCGCGCCGACGGCGAAACCCGUCGCCGCGCCCGCGCCGGACCCGACGGCCGCGGAUGUCCCCGCGCCGGCCCCGACGGCUGGCCCACCCACGGCCGCCUCCACCUUCGCGCGCCACGGAUACGUCGAGAACUGGAACGCGUGGGACACGUCCGCGUACGACGGCCUCACGGCGCUGCUCUACAGCUUCAUCACGCUCGACUCGGCGCCGAACUCGGACGCGCCGCGCGAGGUCGUCUGGGACGGCGACGCGCUCUACGACACGAUGACGCUCGCGGACGUCCUGGAGGUGAUGACGGAGACGGACCCGACCUGGGACAACGAGCACGACUGGCAGCGCGUCAAGAUCGUCGCGCUGCAGGACUACGCCGCGGCGAACUCGAAGCGCUUCCUCUGGGCCUUCGGCGGCUGGAGCGACCUCACGAAGACGAUCGAGGACGACCAGGUCGACGCCGUCGUCGAGGACCUCGUCGCGCUCCUCGCGCUCGGCGGCGCCGACGGCGUCGACUUCGACUGGGAGCACCUGAGCCAGUACCGCGACUCGGACCCGGACCUCCACGCGCAGCAGCGCGUCGUCGUCGGGAAGGUGAUCGUCGCGCUCAAGGCCGCGCUCGUCGAGGCGGGCAUGGAGGACAUGUGGAUCUGCUACACGCCGCGCUACAACGCGUUCUUCCCGACGACCGGCUCGGCCUACGGCCAGAACAACAUCAUGACCGACGGCGAGGGCAUCGACAUCUUCGACUACGUCGUGGCGAACUCGGCGUACGGCGUCGACGCCGUCGACUACGUCCACCUCAUGAUGUACGACCUCGACGCGACGACGGCCUUCGCGGACGCCACGGAAUCCUACUUCGUCCAGGCCCACUACGACGCCGUCGUCCAGUCGCACGUCGACUACGGCAUCCCGCUCGAGAAGAUCGUCAUGGGCUUCGAGCCCGGGCCCCAGGCCUACACGGGCGUCUGGGGGGGGCUCGACCACGACAAGGCCACGAUCGACGCGCUCCACGCGGCGGGCGUGGGCGGCGUCAUGUUCUGGGCCAUGAACGACCCGAAGACCGCCGACGGCGCCAACGGCAACGGCGAGACCCUGCUGUCCGUCGGGGCGGCGCAGAAGACGCGCGUCCGACGCAUCGCCGGCUUCCUCGGCGGCGGCGAGCUCGACGCCGCCCUCGCCUCGCUCCUGGCCCUGCGGUCCACCGUGAGCUCCCUGGCUCGGGACAAGCGCGGCCUCGCGGCGCUCGGCGCCUGGCAGACCUUCUAUUUGCACACGGAGGACGCGCUGCGCGAGACCUGCCCGGCGCUCCACGCCAAGGUCGUCGCCGCGGCGGCGGCCGGCUGGGACGGCGCGGCGCCCGCGGGCGCGGGCCUCGCGGUGCGGAACGCGGAGCUCCACGAGGUCGCCGCGGGCGGCGCGCUGCCGGACCCGGACCACUACGACAGCGGGAGCUACGCGACCAUCGACGUCAUGCUGAGCGCGCCCGGCGUCGACUUCGAGGGCGGCCACUUCGAGACGCUCGAGGCCGACGGGUCCUUCGACCGGCCGGUCUUCGACCGCGGCGACGCGCUCGUCUUCUGCAGCCACAAGAAGCACUGCGUGCGGCCCGUGACCAAGGGCACGCGGCGCGUGCUCGUGCUCGAGGUCUGGUUCGGCCCCCACCGCACGUGCGGCCACCGCUGCGAGCGCAGGGAAGGCCGCUGCGGCUUCGCGCGCCACGCGCUCGCCCUCGCGGGCUGCCUCCGCCUCGGCCGCGACGACGCCGCCGCCGACGGCGACGAGUACAAGCGCGCCGUCGCCGAGCUCGAGCGGCGCGUCGCCGCCGCCGCGCCCGCCGAGGCCGCGCGGGCGCCGAGGAAGAAGAAGAAGAAGGCGAAGGCGCUCCCGGCGACGUGGCACGGCCACGCCAUGCCCAUGCUCUGGUUCGCGCUCGACGCCGUCGACGCGCACGACGCCCCGGCGACGGUCACGGGCGCGAACGGCGCGCUCGUCCGCGCGGCGCGGAACCUCGACUCCGAGAGCCUCGUCGCGCUGCCCAAGGGCGCGCGCUGCGAGGUCGCGGCGCUCGGCUGGGCCUGGGACGGCGCCGCGGCCAUCGCGCGGCGCGCGCGGGUGACGGCGCCCGUGGCGGGCUGGACGUCCGCGCGGCUGCUCGACAUCGCCGCGCCGCGGCGGCCGCGGGACGUCGACCCCGGGAGGCGGCUGGGCCUCCUCGACGUCGUCGAGGCGACCCGCGUCGACCCGGCGUCUGCGCGCUCCGGGCCCCUCGGCGACGGCGGCGUCGACGCGCUCCUCGCCGUCGGCGCGCUCGCCGACAGUUUCGUCGCGGAGCUCCGCGCGCUCGCGGACGCGACGCUGGGGCCCGCGGGCGGCGCCGCGCGGGUCGCCGCGCCGGCCGCCGCGCGCGCCGCGCUCUUCGCGAGCCUGGCGCCCCAGCUGCCGCCGGCCAUCGACGGCGUCGGCGCGCUCCGCGGGCUCGACGACGCGUGGCUCCUCGAGAAGGCGCGCCGCGCGGACCGCGGGCCCCGGGCGGCGCCGGGCCACCUCCACGUCGUCCUCUUCCUCUCGGACGCGCCCGACGGCGGCGGCCUCGCCUUCCUCCGGCCCGCGCCGAGCGGCCUCCCCAACGAGGUCCUCGAGACGACCGUGCUCCCGCGGCCCGGCGCGGCGCUCGCCUUCCCGGGCGACGACCACCCCAUGGCGCCCAUCACGGAGACGCCGGCAAACGCGGAGACCUUCGCCUACGCCGCGCGCCUGCGCCAUGGCGAGAUGCGGCGCUGCCCCUUGAUCGCGCUGGCGGUCGCCCGCUUCCACGGCGGCGCCUUGAUCGCGCUGGUCCUCGCGCCGGCGGUCGCCCGCUUCCACGGCUGCCCCUUGGUCGCGCUGGUCCUCGCGCCAGCGGUCGCCCGCUUCCAGGGCGGCGAGGUGGACAGCGGCGCCGUCGAGCCCUGGGUCCGCGACCUCGCGGAGCUCUGCCCGCCCGGCGCCGACGCGCCCUGCGAGUUCCGCGAGCGGCCCGGCUGCCGCGACGGCCUGCGCGGGCGCUACGGGCUGCCGGAGCGCGCCUUCGCGGACCGGGCGCUGCCCAUCGCGACGCCCGAGAACGCGCGCCUCUUUCCGCCGCGCUUCGACGCGCGGGGGCGGCUGGAGCGCUUCGCCGUCGUCAACGCGACGCUCCUCCGCUACCGGCUCAUCCGGAAGAGCGGUAGCCGGCUCAUGCUCGACUUUGUGAGCGCGCUCGCGGCCGCGGAGCGCGCGGCCGGCCGCGACGCGGCGGCCGCGCGCCGCGCGACGCGCGUCGUCGACUUCACCUUCGUCGCCGAGCCGUUCUCGCGGCUGCUGUCCGGGUACCACGAGAUCGACGGCGCUCGCUGCCCGUCGUCGGCGCGCGGGCCCGGCUGGCACUGCGGCCGGGCCUACAAGCUCGAGGCGCCGGGCAGCCGCGCGCGCUUCGAGGCCUUCGUGCGCGAGGUCUUGCCCGAGGACUUCGACCCGGCGCGCCUCGACGACGCGAUCAGCUACCACGUGGCGUCGCAGGCCUCCGCGGUGUCGCCCUACCGCCGGUUCGACUUCGUCGGCCGCCUCGAGACGCUCCGCGCGAGCGUCCUCUCGCUGCUGUCCCUCGCCGUCGACGACCCGGAGCGCUACGCGUCGCGGCUCGCGGGCCUGCUCGUGCAGAAGCACGCGCGGCCGCGGGGCGCGAACGGCACGGCGCCGCAGGCGUCGCGCGCGGACGCGGGCUGCCUCUCGAACGAGACGCGGCGCCUCAUCCUCGCGCGCCUCGGCCAGGACUACCGCUGCUUCGGCUACGACGCCGCCUACCUCGAGGGGGGCGUCAUCACGCACAAUCCGGUCACGGUGGCGGGCGGCUGCUUUGGCACGCACGCGGCGGACGGCGCGGGCGCGAGACGUCUGGCCCGGAUGCUCCAAAGUUCGAACGCGACCGUCGUGUCGUGGACGCGUCGGAACAGCCUGCGCGUCGUCCUGGCCGACAUGUGCGCGUCCAACACCGGCGACAACAGCGGGUCCGCGAGCGCCUGCUACCCCUGGCGGACGGCGGACUACUCGCCCGAAUACGUGGCGUCGCGGACGGCGAUCGAAUACGGGAAGCGACAGAAGAUCGUCUCCAUCGCGGCCGACGCGGGCGGCGUCGCCGACUUCGACUUUGAGACGUUCGCCGCGCACGCGGCCGCGACGCUGAUGGCGCUCUUGGGCCACGUCCUCGGGCCCAAAGCCGCGGCCGCGGCCGUCGCCGCGAAGCCGCCGACGCAGAUGAGCGACUCGUCGGCGCCCGUCGAGGCCGCGUUCGACAGGCCCGAGCUCGUCCUGAGCGCGCUGAAGCGCGCCUGCCUCGACUGGACGUUCUUCGGCGGCUCCUGGGAGAACGCGCGCGAACCCCGCGCGCCCUGCCCUGCCAGUUUAUCUUCGGCGCGUUCGGCCACGUCGGCCGCGGCGGCCGCCGCUAGACCUCUCUAG